This is a messenger RNA of Ooceraea biroi (clonal raider ant), 1056 nucleotides long. It is a transcript of the gene Vkor, whose product is annotated as Vitamin-K epoxide reductase. The record is from RefSeq and is a predicted model, not a curated record. Gene Ontology annotation, biological process: peptidyl-glutamic acid carboxylation; vitamin K metabolic process. Lineage: Eukaryota; Metazoa; Arthropoda; Insecta; Hymenoptera; Formicidae. Gene Ontology annotation, molecular function: vitamin-K-epoxide reductase (warfarin-sensitive) activity.
AUAUAGCGAGUGACAUUUUCACUUUACCCCAUCGAAUAUCGAUCGUCGUUAUAAGCGAGAACUUUAAUGCUGAAUUUCAGACGCGAACGGUUCGUCGUCGAACAUUAACCAUCAGCCACCGAUUAGAAUGUACAUCAGUGUAUGUGCGAUCACACGUGAUUAAUAAGCGCAGGACAAAGGCGUGAAAUAUAUAUACGACGUAUACGCAGCACACGCGUACAGUAGCAACAUCAGUGGUCGAUAGUCCUUGUUCGUGAUAUUAAGUUGUUCGUAUUGCAUCAACUUUUCGUGUUGUUCGUUCUGCCCUCUACCAACUUCUUUUUCUUUCUGAUACCCGAUCCAUAUCCUCUUCACUUUACGAAAAGUGCAAGUGGUGCAACUGCAAAAGAUAGACCUACCUACUGUUUCCGCGACACGAUGCCGGCAGCUACAAAUUCUAAGUUACUGCGAAAAUGCAACGUCAGAUUAGUAUCCGCGUGCAUGAUCGGUAUUGCGUUAUCGUAUUAUGCAUAUGUGGUAGAAACGAGGAAGGAACAGGAUGAUUCCUACGAGGCGAUGUGUGAUAUCUCGGAAAACAUCAGUUGCACCAAAGUGUUCAUGUCUGAAUACGGCAAAGGAUUUGGAUUAAUCCCUAAAAAUUAUUGGAUAAUUUAUCAACCAAAUUCCAUAUAUGGUUUGAUAUUCUAUGCUCUACUUGCAAUUUUAAGUACAAGUAAUAAUUACAACUAUUCCGCAAUUGUUGUUGUUCUAGGAAUAGUUUCUAAUAUUCUCUCAGUAUACUUGGCUUACAUAUUGUAUAAAUUUAAUGACGUCUGCAUAGUAUGCGUUAGCACGUACAUCGUUAACGCGGCAAUUAUGUUUUUUGCUAUUAAAAAGAUCCGCAAAUUAUCUACCAGUGAUACACGAGAAAAGAAAAGAAAAUAAAUUUUAAAAACUUAUUUUCUAAUUCUACGAAUAAUCAAGAAAAUAACGUGAUAAUAUUUAUGUAUUAUUCUUUUGAAAAAUUUAUGUUAGUAUAAAUGUAUAUGCAGAAUAUAUUCUCGAAUUCGUCAUAGA